Erigeron canadensis is the source of this 5063-nucleotide messenger RNA. RefSeq names its product protein GFS12. NCBI's taxonomy places the organism in Eukaryota, Viridiplantae, Streptophyta, Magnoliopsida, Asterales, Asteraceae. The coding region runs from base 93 to 4916 and encodes 1607 amino acids. The transcript has 16 exons. Gene Ontology annotation, molecular function: protein binding; protein kinase activity; ATP binding. Gene Ontology annotation, biological process: protein phosphorylation. The record is from RefSeq and is a predicted model, not a curated record.
GAAAUAAAGACAGAUCCAUUUGAAAUUACAGUAGUUGGUUUUUACAAUGUUUGUUUACCCCAAAUCAUCAUCAUUUCAUUAAUCAUUAAAAUAUGGAAGAUGAAUUUUGCUUGGAGUGUCUUGAACGUCAAAUUCGAACCGAUUUUACUGACAAACUUAUUUACAAUUAUGCCAUCUCCGCCGCUUCCCCACUUCCCUUCGCCUCAAACGCCGUCGUUCAGGUUUCAAGCUCCGAAAAAGAGGGUUUACAACCUCAUUUCAUAUUGAUGUAUUUGAGAAUUAAUAAUCAACAACACAAUUGCUUCAUCAACUACAUCAACGAGCAUCUUCCAGAAGACAUCAAACCAACCCCAUUAGACAAUGAAUCAAAUGAAUCUCAGUUAUUGUCGAAUGAAGGCGGAAGUUCAUGCUUACCUGGAUUAGGGUGCAACAAUUCAACCUGUGACUUUUCUGCAAGGUAUUCUUGCUUGAGGACACUUACAGCCUUGGCCCCAAUUUCUCAAAUUGGAUCCGUAUCCUUACCUGCUUUUGAGGAUCUGGUUUCAAGCUUCUUAUCUGGGAGUAUAGAAGAUCAUGUAUUGCAUUCGCUUACUCUUCUGUUACAAGGAAAAGCCACGGGACGAGAUAACAUAAACUUUCUUAACUUAAUCGGGGUACCGUCAUUUACUGAAACUAGCUUUCCUGGUUGCAUAAGACAUCCAAACAUAGUACCAAUUAUGAGCAUGAUGAAAUCACCCACCCAUAUAAAUAUAAUAAUACCAAAAACUCCUUAUACAUUGGAAAACAUUCUUCACUAUAGCCCUGAUGCCUUAAAGUCAAACUGGCAUAUUAAAUUUUUAAUGUAUCAGAUACUCUCUCCUUUGAGAUACAUGCAUGGAUUAGGGAUUUCCCAUGGUAGCAUAUGUCCAUCUAAUGUAUUACUUUCUGGUUCAUUCUGGUGCUGGCUGCAUAUUGGUGAUACACUAAAAUCAAAUUCCAAUGUAUCCAAAAAGAUUGGCUGUUACACUGAAGGUUGUCACUCAAGUGAACUCUUUGCUGAUAUGAAGAUAUCUAAUCUUACAGAUUGGCAUACUGUGUUUAUUCGCUGGUGGAGUGGAGAGUUGACCAACUUUGAGUAUCUGCUUUUUUUAAACAAAUUAGCUGGUAGGAGGUGGGGUGAUUAUACUUUUCACACGGUAAUGCCAUGGGUUAUUGAUUUUAGUGUAAAACCAGAUGAGAAUAACGAGUUGGGUUGGCGAAAUUUGAGUAAAACGAAGUGGCGGUUGGCGAAAGGCGAUGAACAGUUGGACUUUACAUAUUUAACAUCAGAAAUCCCACAUCAUGUUUCAGAUGAAUGUCUCUCAGAGCUAGCUGUCUGUAGUUAUAAAGCAAGAAGACUGCCUUUAAGCGUUCUCCGAACAGCUGUCCGCUCGGUCUAUGAACCAAACGAGUAUCCAUCCACAAUGUAUAGGCUUUACCAAUGGACCCCAGAUGAAUGCAUCCCUGAGUUUUAUUAUGAUCCACAAAUAUUCCGCUCUAUACAUUCUGGGAUGUCUGAUUUAGCAGUACCUUCAUGGGCAGGUAGCCCGGAGGAGUUUAUUCGAUUGCAUCGGGAUGCUUUGGAAAGUGAUCGUGUUUCAUGUCAAAUUCAUGAUUGGAUAGAUAUUAUAUUCGGGUACAAAAUGUCCGGGGAAGCAGCCAUUUCUGCCAAAAAUGUCAUGUUGCCACCUUCGGAGCCUACAAGCGCCAAAUCAGUGGGGCGGCGUCAGCUAUUUAGUCUUCCUCAUCCUCCUCGUUGGGGUGUUAUAAAGAAGAAAGGUCAUGGUAAAGAGGAUCUGCUUCAUGAAAUCUCUAAUUUACAAGCACUAGAAGAAGCAACUACAUUCAUUGAACAUGCUUCCCAUUUGAGUCCUUUGUAUAGACAUGAUCUUGUAAAGGAUUCCUCUGGUUUAGAAGAAGUUGUAUCUGAUACAUUUGAAUAUGUCAAAGAUUUGAGGUCGCCAUCGAUUGUUGAUAUAAAUUUUCUUCUUCAGACUAUUGAGACAGAUGAUAAUAGCACUUCAGGGUAUCAAGAUUUUCUUCUAUGGAGGCAGAAAGCGUCUCACUUAACAAAUAUGUCUGUAAAUAUAGCGAAUGACGUGUUUUCAAUUGGUUGCAUCUUAGCAGAACUACAUUUGAGGAAACCACUUUUUAAUCCAACAUCCUUGGCCCACUACUUAGACAGUGGUGGUCUGCCCAAAUUGAUGCACGAACUCCCCCCUCAGGUUAAUAUUAUUGUUGAAGCAUGCAUUCAGAAGGAGUGGGAUAGGAGACCAUCUAUCAAGUCUCUAUUGGAAUCUCCUUAUUUCCCUGCAACAGUGAAGUCAUCAUACUUGUUUCUAUCCCCACUUCAACUUCUAUCAAAUGAUGAAUCUAAGCUUCAUUAUGUUGCAAGUUAUGCAAAAUGUGGAGCUUUGAAAUUAAUGGGAAGUUUUGCUGCUGAAAUGUGUGCACCCCACUGUCUACCUCUUUUACUCACACCUUUAUCUGACACUGUAGCAGAGUGGGCUUAUAUAAUGCUCAAGGAGUUCUUGAAGUGUCUGAAUCUGCAAGCUUUAAAGACACUGAUCUUGCCUGUGAUACAGAAAAUUCUUCAGACAACAGGUUAUUCUCACAUGAAGGUCUCGCUUCUUCAAGAUUCAUUUGUACGUGAGUUAUGGAGCAAGAUUGGUAAACAGUUAUACUUGGAGAAUAUUCAUUCUAUGGUUCUAUUAAAUCUAUAUGUUUCUCCUCAUAAAAGUUCAUCUGGGGCUGCCUCUGUACUUUUGAUUGGCUCAAGUGAUGAGCUUGGUGUCCCAGUUACUGUUUAUCAGACAAUAUUACCUCUGAUUCAAUGUUUCGGGAAGGGGCUUUGUAGUGAUGGAAUCGAUGUCAUUGUUAGAAUUGGUGGUCUUUUUGGAGAGGUUUUCAUUGUCGAACAGAUUCUUCCAUUACUGAAAAAUGUUGUACGCGCUUGCAUUGAUGUGUCCAAUGUGAUUAGGCCCGAGCCUAUGCAGAGUUGGAGUUCCUUGGCUCUUAUGGAUUGUCUAAUGACAUUAGAUGGGAUCUUGGAGUUAUUGCCAAGUCAGGUGGUUGUCAAAGAGCUGAUUGAGGAUGGAGGUUGCCUAUAUAUUCAGAUUCUCAUGACAGCCAAUUUAGGAAUCCCAUCACUUCAGGUUGCUGCUACAAGCCUUGUUACAAUUUCCCAGCAGAUUGGACCGGAAUUAACGUCAUUGUAUGUCAUGCCUAAACUGAAAGGGCUUUUUGAAAAACUUGCCUUCUCUGAAGAAACUCACAAUGGUCCUGGUAGUGCAAUUCUUAAUGCUAAUAAAAAUAAAGUCGUUUACGAGCAAAUGGAGACCAGGAUGGAUCUUGUGUUGCUUCUGUAUCCACCUUUUGCAUCUCUUCUUGGGAUAGAGGCACUUCGCAAGUGUUGUUCUACAUGGUUGAUUCUUGAAAAGUAUCUUCUAUGGCAUCAUAAUUGGAAGUGGGAGUACACAGAGGAACCUUCUCGUAGUGCUGUGGACAAUAUAAAUGUGAGAAGGGCAAGUUACAGCAAAAACUCAACAUCUGAGCAUAAUCCUGCUAAAGUCUUGCUUCAUGGAGUUGGAUGGUCGGUACCACAGUCACAAGUAGAUAACGUAUCUAAAAAGUCUUUGCCACAUAAGAGACUAAAUCGCCACAAUAUUAAUUCUGAUAGUAAGCAUAUGGCACCAUCAACCCCUAGAGAGCAGGAACCACCCUGGCAUUGGUUUCCGAGCCCUGCAACAAGCUGGGAUGGGCCUGAUUUUCUUGGUCGUAUUGGGGCUUCAAGUAAUGAAAUUCCAUGGAAAAUUAGUGCAUCUGUAAUACACUCGGUUCGGGCCCACCAUGGAGCCCUCAGAUCAUUUGGUGUUUGUCAAGACGAGUGUACUUUUUAUACAGCCGGGGUUGGACAAGGAUUUAAGGGAUCUGUCCGAAAGUGGGAUUUAUCAAGAAUUGCUUGUUCAUCUGGAUAUGAUGGCCAUGAAGAGGUUGUGAAUGACAUAUGUGGCUUAGGGUCCUCGGAAAGAACUGCUUCUUGUGAUGGCACAAUUCAUGUCUGGCAUAGCCAUUCAGGGAAAAAUAUAUCUGUAAUUGCUGAAAAUUCGGGAAAUUCUACACAAUAUGGGAGUUCAUCGACUUCUUUAUCCAGAAUACACUCUGACCAAGCUAAUAUGCUUGAUUAUAGUUCACUUGGUAGUGGGAUUUUGAGUAGUGCUUAUGAUGGGAGUUUGUAUACUUGCAUGCAUCACCUGGAAACUGUAAAUCGGCUUGUGGCAGGUACUGGAAAUGGUUCUCUCAGAUUCAUUGACAUCGAUGAAUGUCAAAAACUUCAUCUGUGGAAGAGUGAUUCUUCUGAAUCCAGUUUUCCUUCUCUAAUCUCUUCCAUAUGCUCAUGUGGUUCUACCAAGACUCAAACUAACGGAGCUGUGACACCACCAUCAUGGAUUGCAGCUGGACUAAGCUCUGGUCAGUGCAGAUUGCUUGAUAUGAGGAGUGGUAAUCUAAUUACCUCAUGGCAAGCUCAUGAUGGAUAUGUGACAAAGUUAGCUGCUCCAGAGGACCACUUACUUGUUUCUAGUUCACUUGACAAGACUUUACGUGUUUGGGACCUCAGAAAGAAUUUGGCAUCACCGUUAAUCUUAUUCAGAGGUCACACUGACGGAGUAUCUGGUUUCUCUGUAUGGGGACAGGAUGUUAUUUCAAUAUCCAGAAGUAAGAUUGGACUUUCUUCCUUAACACAACAGGAUGGGCAACAGCGGAUCACACCGCAACACCUCUACAUGGCUGAUCGUGAAUCAAGGAACAUGUCUGUGUUAUCUAAUAUAGCAAUUCUCCCGUUCUCGCGUCUUUUUCUGGUGGGAACAGAAGAUGGUUAUCUAAAAGUUUGUUGUUAAUUUUUCUUGUUUACAGUUUCGUUUAUUUCACCUUGUUCAAAGCAUAUUGUUGUAUAUUGUAUCCGAGAGGGUUGUGUAAGCAAGCAACAAGUGAUAAUUUGAGAAGACUUCAUAAAUAUAGUCAAAGGUGACAAAGUUGCAUUUUAA